Molecule: messenger RNA, 2207 nt
Organism: Diospyros lotus (date-plum)
Lineage: Eukaryota; Viridiplantae; Streptophyta; Magnoliopsida; Ericales; Ebenaceae
Product: probable galacturonosyltransferase 10
Exons: 2
Coding region: 253-1851 (532 amino acids)
Molecular function (GO): polygalacturonate 4-alpha-galacturonosyltransferase activity
Source: RefSeq, a predicted model, not a curated record
CAAGCCUUGUCCGUGUCAUUUCUCUUUCACUGUCUAGGUCUCACGUCUCAGUGACAAACUUGCUAUUCCCAAGCAAAUCCCUAGCCCUUCAAUCCAAAUCCACUCACGCAAGCGCCCAGAAUUCGUUGAUCUGUACCACAAGUGUUGAAUCAGCUGCAUUGCCUCAAAAUUUUGGGGGUUUCAAACGUAGCUCUGGAUCUACAGACUUCAUCGAGUUGGUUGCUUUAGAUUUCGCAUGUCGGCUUGAGGGAAAUGAGGCGGAGACCUUCCGAUUUCCGGCGCCCCGUGCGGCGGCGGUUCUCGAACGUGUUCUGGCUGACGUUGUGCGGAUUGGUGGUUUUGUUGUUAAUUGUUAUGCUGAGUCGAGAGAGCCAGCCGGUGUCCAGAUCUCCGUUAACCAAGAGACCUUAUAGGCAUGACAGAGUUAUGCAAGGCCUUAACAUUACAGAAGAAAUGUUGAGCCCUGAGUCGGUUGAAAGGCAACUUAGUGAUCAGAUUUCUCUUGCAAAGGCAUUCGUUGUGAUUGCAAAAGAAAGCAAUAAUCUCCAAUUUGCAUGGGAAUUAAGUGCUCAAAUCCGUAACUCACAGAUCCUUCUCUCAAAUGCGGCAAUGAGGCGAACUCCUUUGACAACACGGGAAUCAGAAGCUGCAAUCCAUGACAUGGCACUUCUGCUCUAUCAAGCACAGCAACUGCAUUAUGACAGUGCAACCAUGAUCAUGAGGCUUAAAGCCAGAAUUCAGGGUCUUGAAGAACAGAUGAACUCUGUAAGUGAGAGGAGUUCAAAGUAUGGACAAAUUGCCGCUGAGGAAGUCCCCAAGAGUUUAUACUGCCUUGGCGUCCAAUUAACAACUGAAUGGUUCAGGAACUCAAACAUUCAGAGGAAACUUAAAGAGAAAAGGGAAACAAUGAAACUUACAGAUAGCAAUCUUUAUCAUUUUUGCAUCUUCUCUGAUAACAUUCUUGCAACUUCAGUUGUGGUCAAUUCAACUGCCUUAAAUUCAAAAAACCCUGAUAUGGUUGUCUUCCACCUCGUAACUGAUGAAGUUAACUACGCAGCAAUGAAGGCCUGGUUCUCCUUGAACAGUUUCAAAGGAGUGACUGUUGAUGUUCAAAAGUUUGAAGAUUUUAGCUGGCUAAAUGCGUCUUAUGUUCCGGUUCUUAAGCAGCUCCAGGAUUCUGAAACUCAGAACUACUAUUUCUCUGGCAACAAUGGUGAUAGCCGGACUCCUAUUAAGUUUAGGAACCCGAAAUAUCUGUCCAUGCUCAAUCACCUCAGGUUUUAUAUUCCAGAAGUUUUUCCUGCGCUGAAGAAGGUUGUAUUUCUUGAUGAUGAUGUUGUGGUUCAGAAGGACUUGUCAGAUCUAUUCUCCAUUGAUCUGAAUGGUAAUGUAAAUGGGGCAGUGGAGACUUGCAUGGAGACUUUUCACAGAUAUCACAAGUACUUGAAUUAUUCUCACCCUCUUAUACGAGCACAUUUUGAUCCCGAUGCCUGUGGAUGGGCAUUUGGGAUGAAUGUUUUCGACCUGGUUGAGUGGAGGAAGAGGAAUGUGACUGGCAUCUACCACUAUUGGCAGGAGAAAAAUGUAGACCGCACUCUGUGGAAGCUCGGUACCUUGCCACCCGGGCUGCUGACUUUCUACGGGUUGACACAGGCGUUGGAUCCGGCAUGGCAUGUACUCGGCUUGGGGUACACGAAUGUCGACCCAAAGCUAAUAGAGAAGGGCGCGGUGCUUCACUACAAUGGGAACUCAAAGCCAUGGUUGAAGAUUGGAAUUGAGAAGUACAAGCCACUUUGGGACAAGUAUGUUGAUUACUCCCAUCCUUUAUUGCAACAGUGCAAUGUUCAUUGACACGGACACCGACACUGACGUAUACGGUUUUCUGCCUCUUCCACGGCCGAUUCUUGUGGCACAGAAAUUUUUGUACUCAAAGGUUGCUUGUAAAAUUUUACGAGGGCAAGCAAGGUUAGUAGUGGGUGUAACUUGGGUAUUAAAAUUAAAAUUGGUAUUUGGAUUUGCUGUUGUAGGAAUCUCCCUUGUACAAGUGUUAUUUAUCAUACUGUCUAGGGGUUGUUCUUGACAAUAUUUCUUGGUGGGUUCUCUCAGGUUGAUCUGUAUACCUUCUAUCUAGAUUCUGGCCUUCACUGGUUUUGUGACAUCUUUGACAGUCAUAACGAUGUUGACACCUUUGGUGCAUUUAAGCCGCC